Hibiscus syriacus is the source of this 1313-nucleotide messenger RNA. Its product is annotated as probable serine/threonine-protein kinase samkC. Gene Ontology annotation, molecular function: ubiquitin-like modifier activating enzyme activity. The record is from RefSeq and is a predicted model, not a curated record. The coding region runs from base 240 to 1064 and encodes 274 amino acids. The transcript has 4 exons. Lineage: Eukaryota; Viridiplantae; Streptophyta; Magnoliopsida; Malvales; Malvaceae.
UGUAGAACUUCCCAUCCCGCCAUUCCUCCAAAGAUACAAACCUCAAAUUACUCUUCAGAGUUCAGAGGUCUUUGUUCCAAUUUCCAACUGACUAUUUGGUCUUCCAGCUUUUGAAUAAAGGGACUUGAAGCUUUUUGGUAAAUGUUUUAUGAUUAACCAACCACAAGGGUGCGUCGGCAUCGUCCUUCAAGAAGCAUCGCCUUGAUAGCUGCUCCAUCACUGCCGUGGAUAACGAAUCAAUGGCCAAGAACGGUGCUAAUAAUGUAAUAAUAGGAGGUAAUGGAGAUCAGAAUACUGGUAAGGUCGUUGAAUCUUCACCAUCGACCUUGGAUCUUGGUGAUGUGAAUCAUGCUGAAAUAGAUGAGGAUAUCCAUAGUCGGCAGCUAGCUGUCUGUGGCCGUGAGACUAUGAGGCGGGUUUUUGCGUCAAAUAUACUUUUUUCUUGGAUGCAGGGUCUUGAUACUGAAAUUGCAAGAUGGUUGAUAUUCUCACUGAUACUUCUAUUUAUUCUGCUUCUUGCUGGUGUCAAGUCUGUGACAUUGCACGACGAAGGGUCAGUGGAGUUGUGCGACUUGUCCAGUAACUUCGUAUUCUCUGAGAGUGAAAAGGAACAGGAACAGGAACAACCACCGCCACCGCCACAGCCACAGCCACAGCCACAGCCACCACCACAGCCACAGCCACAGCCACCGCCACUGCCACAACCACAGCCACAGCCACCGCCACAGCCACAGCCACAGCCACCGCCACAGCCACAGCCACAGCCACAGCCACCGCCACCGCAACCACCACCACCACAGCAACAGCAACAGCAACAACAACAGGAACAACAAUCGGAACAGGAACAGCAACCGCCACCAUCACCAUCACCGCCACCGUCACCGUCACCGCCACCACCACCGUCGUCACCACCACCGCCGCCACAACCACCGCCAGCAAAAGCAAACUCAACAGCAAUAUCAAUAGCAACAAAAUCAGCCACAGCCACCUCCACCUCCACCGCCACCGUCACCAUCACCAUCAACAACAACAACAACACCAACAACAACACCAGAGACAACUAGUGAAUUUGCAGGAUGAUGACACAAACUACCACAUCGAUCUAAUAGCUGGGCUAGCAAAUAUGAGGGCCAGGAACUACCCUAUAGCGCUUGUAUUUGUAAUUUAACCUUAUAAGUUAAGAGGUGGGAGGAGCAUAUUUGAUGAAUAUGACUUAUAGGUUUGCAAGUUAAGUAAAUGGUUACAAAAAUGAUUUUCGAUGGUGCAUCACAUGUAUAGUUAGAUUAUGAUAUAUUGUUAUAUUGUAUGGGCAU